UCGUGGCCCAAAGUGCGGAGAAGCCAAAAUAAUUUUUAUUUCACUUCUUUUUGGAUGUCUCUAAACACAGCUUAGCUAUUGUUUGCAAAGUCCUGAAUAACCCCCUCGGAUCAAAUCGAAACUCUUGACUCGACCGACGCCGCAGGCUUCAAGGCGCAGUAAGAAAUUCUUUUUCCGGGCUCAGAGCUCGACCUGGCCCUUGCCGUGCAAGUCAAUCGAGAAUUUGUUCCAAAGCUAGCAAACCUCGAAGUCGCACGGUAGCAAGCGAGCAGCAUCUUUGUUAUCUCGGCUAUACUGCUUCUGAGAAAUUUUCGAACCGACGCUGUCCCAUAUCCGAAUCAUCCAAGAAAUACUUUACUGUUUCAAACCCGAAGGUCUCGCAAUAAGUGGCCAUCCACGCGCACCAACUACCUUGAACAUAGUGAGAAAAGAAGGCACGAUGGCGAAAGAUAAAUCGGGCGUCGCCAAAAAGGACGCCAAAGCUGAGCGCAAGGCCGAGCGAAAAGCCGAGAAACAGGCGCGCAAAGCAGAGAAAGUCUCAAAGAAGCAAGCAGCUGCGGCAGCGAAAGCUGGUGGAGCCGGGCCGACCGGAGUAACAAAGACAAAGGGAGAGAACAAGGAGAAAAAGGCGGCGAGGAAGGCGCUGGCAGAGAAGGCCUUGAAUGAACUUCAAGACAAAGGCAACAAGAAGAAGACAGACGUGGAGGAUGAGGACGAGGAAAGCGGUGACGAAGAAGACGACGAGAUGGAGGAGCAGAAUGGUGUGAAGGUCGACGAGGACGAAGGAGAUGAUGAAGACGAGCAACAAGAAGAGGAGUCGAAGAAGGCAACAGACUCCGAAAAGAAGAUCCUCGCUGCACGGCCCGUGGGAGCUUUGGUGCCCUUUGCGAACCCCUUGGCAGACGACAAGGUUGCGAGGAAGGUGUUUAAAUGCGUCAAAAAAGCCGCCUCGCAACGCACUCUGAGACGCGGCGUCAAAGAAGUCGUCAAAGCCCUCCGAAAAUCCCCAACUUCCUCGACCGAGAAACUCCCCCUCGGCGUCGUCGUCCUCGCAGCUGACAUCUCCCCCAUGGACGUCAUCUCUCACAUCCCCGUGCUGGCCGAAGACCACAGCGUCCCCUACAUCUACGUGACCAGUCGCGCGGAGCUGGGCACGGCGGGCCAGACGAAGCGGCCGACCAGCGUCGUGAUGGUCAGCAGGGACGCCGGCAAGAAAGGCGGGAAAGACGGCAAGGAAAAGGAGAAAAAGAUCGACGAGGACGGCGACGACAAGGAGAGCUGGGAAGACACGUAUAAGAGCCUUGUCAAAGCGGUGGAACGAGAGGGGAGGCAUGUCAAGAUCUGAUCUAUUGCGGAGCUCGAUCACUUGCUUUCAACCGAUCGAUCUGUGCAAGCUCAUCCAUCGGCGACAGUGUUUUGAUACGAUCUUGGCCCGCUCACGAGAGGGAAGAACGGGAUGUGCCUUGGUGCGGGACAGAUGUGCAAGUCGUUACUUCGAGCGGAGUCGAUGCUGGAUGAUGUUCUUGACCACACCUCCCACUUAUGACGCGGGGCUCGUUGUCUGACAAUUGACGUCAAUCCCAAAAUCUCCAAAGAUAUGAGGUCUCACAACCAAGCACCCAUCCAAAAGCGGCAGAAAUCCUUUGCACGUUUCGAGUCUUGCGAGACGGCAUAUCGAUUCCACAAGAUAGGGGGAGACAAGCUUUUCCGGGUUGAGCAAUUGUCGUCGGGCUUGCACAGCGAAGGCAGGAUGACAUGCCAAGCCAAUUGCUCUCCUGUUGGUCUUCUCUUUUCUCCUUCAAUUUAGGCCAGAGUUUUCUCUCGGCAUGCGGGCUGGAUCUUGUCCUUGAUAGACGCCUGGUUUCUUGCCUUGACACGUUAUGAUUUGGGCGCAUUGCGGCAUCUGCCAGGAACGGAAGAACGGUCGCUAAUGGGGCGCAAUGAAGGGGGAAAUAUCUACGAACUGGGGCACGCAAGGGAACCGGUACAGGUAAACAGGCAGACAAAAAAUGAGUUGGGAGGCAUCGACUAAGCUGAGAUGUGUAGAGUACAUGGCCUAGCACUUGAUAUCGUCGGGCUGCAUUGGACAGGCAUCCCCUUAUGUACAUACAUGUAUUGGAUCCGACACCCCGUCUCCGCAGUGCAUCUUUUGUUUUCGUCUGUAUAUACUUCAGGCGCCAGUGCUCACAUUCCCC
Cladophialophora immunda is the source of this 2195-nucleotide messenger RNA. RefSeq lists its product as uncharacterized. NCBI's taxonomy places the organism in Eukaryota, Fungi, Ascomycota, Eurotiomycetes, Chaetothyriales, Herpotrichiellaceae. Gene Ontology annotation, molecular function: box H/ACA snoRNA binding. Gene Ontology annotation, cellular component: nucleolus; box H/ACA snoRNP complex. Gene Ontology annotation, biological process: rRNA pseudouridine synthesis; snRNA pseudouridine synthesis; ribosome biogenesis. The transcript is spliced from 2 exons. The record is from RefSeq and is a predicted model, not a curated record. Bases 440 to 1345 code for a protein of 301 amino acids.